AUGAAGGUGAAUGAAGCAAAUUAAAACUUAUUGUGGUUCUUUCUUGUCUUUGGUUUCCUGAUGUAUUGGCUGAAAAUGGGAAGCCAGUCCUUUGUAAGUUUUUGGACAAGCAUCAGAGGUCACCCCAAAGGAAUUUACCAAAGCCUUGUUGGUUGUACUGCAGGGAUAAUGUCCUAGACACUUCACAUUCCCAGGAAUGCGAUGCAAGUCGUUCCCCUCUGCAUAUGUUCAAACGCUACUCGUCAAGCAGUACUGUGAGAAAAGACUGGCUGUGCUGUGUGGUUGCUGUUGUUUUAUAGCUGUACUUCAAUUUACUCUGCACCGUCGAAACCUUCAUGUAAGUACUUUUUUGUGCACUUUAAUCAAGUGAGAAUAUAUUCAUAAUGCUCACAUAAGAUUGUUCCAUGCUUCUGUGUUUUUUCGGUUCUUAACUAGCUCUGCAAACUUCAGCUCAGUUCAACAAUGCAAAUAUCAAAAUGUUCAACUUGUGAAUUGUGCUAUGACUAUAGGUAAUUUCAGCUAUUAUACUUUUUGGAAACAUUUAAACUGAAAUUCUUCAGAAUGCCACAAAAUUCAGCAAAAGCUUUGUGCUCCUGGUUUGACAGCUUACUACAUUCUUCCUACUCCAUUCAAAAUGUUAUCUUGAAAUAACUCGGCUUUUUCCGUAUCUCUUAUGGUUUCUCUAUAAUUGCGAUUUAAGCUUAAUGCAGAUUUUUGACCGUUUUUCGGGCUUCAUCACCUUUAGUGUCCAUGGAAGUGACUUCCAGACAAAUCUGCUGUUUUGAAAUCAUGAUUCUUACGUACUCGCCCGGUGCAGAUGGAGUUCUUCCGUCCUGCAGUUUUCCUGACCAUUUUAACUCUGAGCUCAACCAUCAAUGCAAGAAAAUGUCCCAAACCAUGCCGCUGUGAUGACACCAAACGUACAGUGACCUGCAUCGGCAAAAACUUAACGGAGAUUCCCCUGGGAGUAGAUGAGGUGACAGUCAAACUGGAUCUGAAGAGGAACAGCUUCCAGAUGUUACCCAGAGGUGCUUUUCUUCACACCCCAUACCUCACCCACCUCAGUCUGCAGCGGUGCAGCGUCGUCACGGUGAAGGAGGGCGCGUUUCGAGGUCUCGGUCGAGUGGUCUACCUGAACCUGGCCUACAACAAAAUUGACAUCCUUUACCAGGAAUCCUUUGACGGCCUCUCGGCCUUGAAGGAGCUGCACCUGGACCACAACCGUAUCGAGGAGAUCCGGCCUGGAGCCUUCACACAGCUCGGCUUUCUCAAAAUGCUGACUCUCGCCCACAACCACCUGGUUUACAUCCCCAACAUGACCUUCCAGGGCUUGCAGAACAUUAAGUGGCUUCGUCUUAGCUGCAACUCCCUGAACAACCUGGCAGCCGAAGCGUUUGCAGGGCUGUUCACGCUCAGUCGCCUUAGCCUGGAUCACAAUGAGCUGCAGUUCUUCCCCACACGGACAAUGACAAGGCUUCCUGAAGUCAAACGGCUGGAUUUGAGCUACAACCCCAUGACCUACCUGGAGGAAGAAUCCGUCUGGAUGGGGAAGCUGACACACCUCUACCUAGACCACUCGUCCCUUCAGGAUCUGUCGGACCAGGCGUUUUCCCAGGCCGGGCUCCUGUCCCACGUUGACCUUGGCCACAAUCAGCUUCGAUACCUGGAGCCGCUCUCAGGCCCAACGAAACUGCGAGUCCUCAACCUGACCGGCAACCCGAUCCGCUGCAACUGCCGCAUGAGGCGGCUGAAGGAAUGGGCGACCGCCGGAGGAGUGAAGCUGCCGGGAGCCUGUGCAGGACCGGCUCACCUCUCUGAUGAGCCGCUGCAGGCUGUGACCUCCAUGGAUCUGCGCUGCCGCGGCGGAGCCGAGGCUCUGGAGGAGGAAGAGGAAGAGGAGAGUAAUGGAAACAUCACAGCCACUGCCAAGCCCAAGCAGACAGCCAAGUGUCCACUUGACUGUGAAUGUGACACUGAAGCCCACCACGCCUCGUGUGAGAGCCGUGGUCUUAACAAAGUCCCUCGGGGCUUCCCACCCAGGACGCAGCUGCUCAUUCUCCGUGGCAACCACUUCCAUUUCAUCCCCGCCAGAAGCUUCCCGGGCACUGGUCGAGUUGUGUCUCUGUACCUGGACUUCUGCAAAAUCCACGAAAUCGAAGCUGGGGCCUUCCGUGGAAUGAGGAACCUGGUGUAUUUGUACCUGUCUGACAACGACCUCACGUCUUUGGAGCCCGAAGCUUUGGCCGGACUCCCAAAGCUCGUCUAUCUUCACCUGGAGGGGAACCGACUGGCACAAUUCCCCGGAGCAGCUCUGUCACUCGUACCAAAUUUGUCCGUCCUGCAUCUGGAGCGAAACGCCAUCUCAAGGCUGGAGCCUGCUGGUUUACUGUGCUCAGCUGCUCCGUCACUGAUGAAGCUCUAUUUAAGGAGCAACGCCAUCGGUGGAAUCGCCAAGGGCGCCCUGGACUCUGCUAACAUUGAAACGCUUCACCUGGAUUCAAACCGGCUGACCCGGGUGCCGUCCGACGCUCUGACUGACACGCCGAACCUGACGGAGCUGAACCUGUCUCGAAACCCGGUCCAGUGGCUCGGACCCGAGACCUUCCAGGAGAUGUCACACAGUCUUCAGAGGCUUUACAUGAAUCAGAUGGGGAUGGAAGAGAUGUCGAAAGAGGCUCUGCUGGGCCUGGGUCCACGUCUGAAAGUUCUGACCGUGAGAGGAAACCAGCUGAAGACGCUUCCGGACCUGAGCCCGCUCAGCGGCCUCGAGAUGAUCGACCUGCGGGACAACCCUGUGGUCUGUGACUGUGACCUGCUGCCCCUGCGAAGGUGGAUGGAGAGAGUGAAGUUGGACGUUUUAGCAACAUGUCGUCACCCUCUAGAGCUUAAAGGUCAGAAGGUGAUGGACACCAAAGGGUUCACAACCUGUCCAGAAAGCACAACUUCUCCGACUGAGACUGGAUCCUGUAGGACCCAUGGCUGCAAGACUAAAAUCCACCAGAGCGAAGAAGAAGGCCAGAAAAGCUCAGACCACCCAGUGAAACAUAAGUAGGUCAAAAAACAAGAAGAUGGACAAAGCAAGUGGAGGAAAUUGAGUUUGUGUUAGAUUUUUAGUCUAUUAGUGUAGAAUCAAGUCAAAGUAGUUACUUUAGUGUUUAAUGGAAACAUGUGCAAUAGAGGUCAAAAUCCACUAUGAAUACUUAUUUCCUGUUAUAGCUUUAUCUUGAGAAGACGUCUGGUUUAGGUUUUUUCUUUAUCAACAAAAUUUGUCAGAGGUGUGAAAAGUAACCAGUUACAUUCAGUGGUGCUACUGUAAUCAGGUGCAAUAUGUUUGUACACUGGACUUUUUUUGAAGUUGUGUAUAAAUCUCGAACUUUUACUUGUUUGUUUUUGAUUAAAGUAUUUUACUCAGCUACAUUUUAAGUCAUGUCCGUUAAAGAGUAAAAAUAAAUAUAAAAAGGCUGCAAUGAUUCUUCAACACCAUGACAAUGUGAGCACUCUGAAUAGUAUUUUUAAAUUACACCCAAUACCUCCCAAGUAUUCAUGACGUCCUGUGCUAACAUGGUUCAAUUUGAGCCAAAUCUUUUAUUUAUAAAGUUCAUAAUUUAAUCAAAAGCUGUUUCAUACUGAUAUGUCAUAUUUUUCCUAUGUGAAAUCCAUCUGUGUAACUUUCUUUUGCUGAUAAAAAAAAAGGUCACUUUUCUUAAAAUAAAAUUGCAUUGAGGAAUGUUUUGCUUUUAUUUGAGUAAAAGUUUACACUUGGUAACUUGUAUUUUAAGUAAUGUUCUGUACUCUUUCCACCUAUUUUUCACUUUGAACGCUGAGUCUGGUUCUCUUUCAACAAUGACCCCCUUCUUUUCCUCAAAUAUGGGGGCCUAAUGUUUACUAAUGCUUACUAAUGUUGAGUGCUUACUCUGUCUUGUGCCUCUUGUAAGGUUAUCCGUCAAACACACACACAAAGGAGAAUAAAAAGUUUUUUCA
Molecule: messenger RNA, 3981 nt
Organism: Xiphophorus hellerii (green swordtail)
Lineage: Eukaryota; Metazoa; Chordata; Actinopteri; Cyprinodontiformes; Poeciliidae
Gene: chadla
Product: chondroadherin-like a
Exons: 10
Coding region: 818-3052 (744 amino acids)
Biological process (GO): toll-like receptor signaling pathway; immune response
Cellular component (GO): plasma membrane
Molecular function (GO): transmembrane signaling receptor activity; protein binding
Source: RefSeq, a predicted model, not a curated record